ACUUAUAACAAAGUAGUUUUCACAAGAUAAAUACUAAACUACACAUACAUGAGUUUCAUUAAUAUAUAAUAUAAUUAUUAAUUACCUCUUUAUCCUUAUUUAUACCAAAGCACAAGCCACAUUCGUGAGAUAUCAGAUAUGGCUUUGUGUUCAGAUAUAAGAUUCAAUAAUAAUAUUGUUUUGGUUUUGUUGUUGCUAUUUGGCAAUGAAGCUUUGGGUGUGUUUUCUUCGGUGGUGGCAGAACAAGAGGCUGAUAGAGUUUACAGGCUACCGGGGCAGCCUGUGGUGAAGUUCAAGCAAUACGCUGGUUACAUCACAGUGAAUGAGACUCAUGGAAGAGCACUCUUCUACUGGUUCUUCGAGGCUACCGACAAACCUGAACACAAACCACUCCUUCUAUGGCUCAAUGGAGGACCAGGCUGUUCCUCAAUUGGUUAUGGAGAAGCAGAGGAACUAGGACCCUUCUUUCCCCAAAAUAGCAGCCAACCAAAGCUAAAGUUAAACCCUUACUCUUGGAACAAAGCCGCAAAUCUUUUGUUUUUGGAAUCCCCUGUGGGAGUGGGAUUCUCCUACACCAACACCAGCAGUGAUAUUAAGGCUCUUGGUGACAAAAUUACUGCUAUUGAUUCUCACAUUUUUAUCACCAAAUGGUUUAAGCGAUUUCCACAAUUUAGAUCACACGAAUUCUACAUUUCAGGCGAAAGCUAUGCAGGGCACUAUGUUCCUCAACUUUCAGAGCUCAUAUUUGAUAACAAUCGUGAUCCUUCCAAGGAAGACUACAUUAAAUUCAAAGGAUUCAUGAUUGGGAAUGCACUAUUGGAUGAUGAAACAGAUCAAAAGGGAAUGGUAGAUUAUGCAUGGGACCAUGCUGUGUUAUCAGAUGGUGUAUACCAUAACAUCACAUCAAAUUGUGACUUCAGAUAUGCAAAUCUAACAGAUGAAGGUCUAUCAAAGCCAUGCAAUGAUGCACUCAAGAAGUAUUUUGAUGUGUAUAAAAUCAUUGACAUGUAUAGCUUAUACACUCCAAUGUGUUUCACUAACACCAACAGCUCCACCAGAAGGGAUACCCCUAAAGUUAUCAAGGGCGUUGCUCCUCACACUUUCUCUAAAUUUGAAAUGUGGCAUCAAAUACCAGCCAGUGGAUAUGAUCCUUGUGCAUCAGAUUACACCGCAGCAUAUCUAAAUAGGCCGGAAGUGCAAGAGGCACUACAUGCCAAUGUCUCCAAAAUUCCCUACAAAUGGACUCACUGCAGUGAUCAAAUCAAUACUUGGAAUGGGUCACCUCAGUCCAUGCUUCCUAUUCUCAAGAAGCUCGUUGAUGGUGGAAUUCGCAUAUGGGUUUUCAGUGGAGAUACCGAUGGAAGAAUCCCUGUAACUUCCACAAGAUUAACAUUGAGAAAAUUGGGGCUUAGCAUUGUUCAACAUUGGACUCCUUGGUAUACCAGCAGACAGGUGGGAGGAUGGACGAUUAAAUAUGAUGGGCUCACUUUUGUGACAGUAAGAGGUGCUGGUCACCAGGUUCCAACUUUUCGUCCUAAGCAAGCUCUUCAGCUAAUUAGACAUUUCUUGGUGAACAAGAAAUUACCGGAACAACCAAUUAAACAAGGUCCCUUUUGAUUUAACAUUUUGAUGUUUGCUCCACAUCAACAUUAUUGGAAAUGUAUUUUCUGUUCUUUAUAGGGGUUUAGAAUUAGUUUGUUCCACCUUUUGUUGUUGUGUGCUUAUGUCCUGAGCCUUUCUAUAUUGUGAUUAUUGUCCUGUGUUUGAAAUAUUCAUGUAAUAUAGAUCAAUUCAAUAGUCUUCUUCUGUACUCCUUUUUACAAGUGUUGAGUCUUUUCUCAAAUUAUAUAUAUAAAAAAUACAAAAUAUGCAAAGUUCUAUAUCA
Messenger RNA from Arachis stenosperma, 1885 nucleotides. Its product is annotated as serine carboxypeptidase-like 34. Lineage: Eukaryota; Viridiplantae; Streptophyta; Magnoliopsida; Fabales; Fabaceae. Gene Ontology annotation, molecular function: serine-type carboxypeptidase activity. Gene Ontology annotation, biological process: proteolysis. The transcript has 10 exons. Bases 139 to 1617 code for a protein of 492 amino acids. The record is from RefSeq and is a predicted model, not a curated record. Gene Ontology annotation, cellular component: vacuole.